Molecule: messenger RNA, 6104 nt
Organism: Salvelinus fontinalis (brook trout)
Lineage: Eukaryota; Metazoa; Chordata; Actinopteri; Salmoniformes; Salmonidae
Product: phosphatidate phosphatase LPIN1-like
Exons: 22
Coding region: 205-3381 (1058 amino acids)
Biological process (GO): positive regulation of transcription by RNA polymerase II; fatty acid catabolic process; cellular response to insulin stimulus
Cellular component (GO): nucleus; mitochondrial outer membrane
Molecular function (GO): phosphatidate phosphatase activity; transcription coactivator activity
Source: RefSeq, a predicted model, not a curated record
UUUCUCUCCAGUGACAAGAGGAGUAUCUGCACAGCACUUUAGCACUCCGCCGAGCGGAAGAUCAAAUGACGGAAAGGUUCCGUUCGCUAUUACAAUGUAAUAGUUGAAUUGGAAUAAGAAACGCAGAUUUACCGAUACAGCGGAAGACAUUUGAAUGGCUAAAAUACUCUGAACCGACAAUUCGUCGUCAAUAAUUCUCAGACCAUGAACUACGUGGGCCAGUUGGCGGGCCAGGUGUUUGUGCAGGUGAAGGAGCUGUACCGGGGCCUGAACCCGGCCACUCUUUCAGGCUGCAUCGAUGUCAUCGUGGUACGGCAGCCCGACGGCACCCUGCAGUGCUCGCCCUUCCACGUCCGCUUUGGCAAGAUGGGCGUGCUGCGCUCCCGUGAGAAAGUGGUGGACAUAGAGAUCAAUGGAGAGCCUGUGAGUCUACAAAUGAAGCUGGGGGAGAACGGAGAAGCCUUCUUCGUCAAGGAGACAGAGAACACACAGGAAGUGGUUCCAUCAUACCUGGCGACGUCUCCUAUCGUGUCCCAGGGGGCGGAGCUAAUGGAAGCUCAGCUGGGGAGGGGUGUGUCUCGCCUCUCUGACCCCGCCUCCCUCCAGGUCCAGACCCUGGGCUCCCAGCAGACCACAGGAGGAGGAGGAGGGGAAGGAGGGAUGAUGAUGAAGAAGAGGAGGAAAAGGAGGAGGAAGGCACGGGAAAGCGGAGGAGGGAGACGGGAGGAGAGUGGGGAGUACUCAGAGGAUGAGGACAUGUUCACCAUCGACAUGAGCACUGAUGAGGAGAGAGAGCACGACAACAACGGUAGCAGGGCCUCUUCUCGGGAGCUCAAUGGAGAGCAGGGCCCUAAGGCCAGUGUGUUGAGCAGCAACUACACCCAGAACACAACAUACACACACUCUGACGCAGACUGGGCACGCUCACAGAGUGCUAUAAUAGAGCAGACACGUACUCUGUCUAUCCCUCCUAGCGGUGGUCUGUCCAUCUCCUGUCCACAGCAGACGUCUGUCUUCCCUUCUCCUGUCAGCAGCCCCGGUGGCUCCCGCCCCUCCACUCCGAAGAGUGACUCGGAGCUGACCAAUCAAAGCAAAGACAACCCUGAGAUUCUGUGGGCCUGGGGGGAGCUGCCACAAGCUGCCAAGCCCUCCUACCUCCCUCCAUCCCAGAUGCAAGAUUCUGGGAUGAAGUCCCCUGUCUCCAUCCCUGUGUGUGACAGCACACACUUCAGGACCAUCCCCGGAGACUGUGGCCCCCCUGGCCAGACCCAGAGCCACCCAGACAAUGGCCCCCCAUCCCUCAACCCAUACAUGCCCCAGCCUGGGAACAACACGGCUGGGCCCGGGGCUGGAGGGGACAUGGAGUUAGUAGGGGCAGCCUGUAGAGAGGUGGAGGGGCUGAUGGCCUCCAGGUUGCUGCCAGAACUGGAUGACGGGGGCGGCCCGGUCAGACACACAGACUCCCCAUCCAAGAGGAAAGACAAGAGGAGCCACCACCUGGGCUCGGAUGGAAUCUACCUGGAUGACAUCACUGAGCUGGAGCCAGAGGUGGCUGCUCUGUACUUCCCUAAAAGUGACGGUUCAGUGAGAGGGGGCUCGGAGACAGGGGCCCGGAGCGCCAACCAAUCACCUCAGUCGGUGGGCAGCAGUGGGAUGGACAGCGGUGUGGACAGCUACUCUGACCAGCUGGGAGACAUGCCCAACAUCGCCAUCUCCCUGUGUGGAGGUCUCACUGACAACAGAGAGAUCACAAAAGAACAGUUCCAGGAGAGAGCCAUCUCUUACCAGCAGUUCACUGAAAACCCCUCCAUCAUCGACGAUCCCAACCUGGUGGUCAAGAUUGGAACCAAGUACUACAACUGGACCACCGCAGCCCCUCUCAUGCUGGCUAUGCAGGUGUAUCAGAAGCCCCUGCCAAUGCACUCCUGCCUGAGUUAUGUGUACUCUGCCUUUGGCCUCUUCUCCUACUGUUUACCCAGUCUGUUUGGCUCCAGCCCCGCCACGGUGGAGAACAUCAUGAAGGAGAAGAUGCCCAAGAAAGGAGGCCGCUGGUGGUUCUCAUGGCGCAGCAGGAACAGCGACUCCAAAUCGGACUCAGUGUCUGAGAUAGGAGUUGGAGACGGGAGAGAGACCUCUCUCAGCAUGGCUUCAGUCAAUGGAAUGAAGGAGGAGUCUUCCUCCAGCGAUGAGGAACACAGACCGUCUAAUCAAGAAUCCUGCCAGCCCGAGCCUCUUCUCACGCCUGGUAGUGUCUUCUACAGGAAGACCCUCAGACUGACCCCAGAGCAGCUGGCCAGUCUUCAGUUGAAGGAGGGUCCUAAUGAGGUGGUGUUCAGUGUGACCACUCAGUACCAGGGCACCUGUCGCUGCCAGGGCACCAUCUAUCUCUGGAGCUGGGACGACAAGAUUGUCAUCUCAGACAUUGACGGCACCAUCACCAGAUCUGACACCCUGGGCCACAUCCUGCCAACGCUGGGUAAAGAUUGGACCCACCAGGGCAUUGCCCGCCUCUACCACCGAGUCAGCCAGAACGGUUAUAAGUUCAUGUACUGCUCUGCAAGGGCUAUAGGUAUGGCUGAUAUGACGAGGGAAUAUCUCCACUGGGUCAACGAGAGAGGAACCAUGCUGCCUAUAGGACCUGUCCUACUCAGCCCCAGCAGCCUGUUCUCGGCCCUGCACAGGGAGGUGAUAGAGAAGAAGCCUGAGAGGUUUAAGAUUGAGUGUCUGACCGACAUCAAGCAGCUGUUCCACCCCAACACUGAGCCUUUCUACGCAGCCUUCGGCAACAGAGCCACGGAUGUGUAUUCCUAUAAGGAGGUGGGCGUUCCCCUAAACAGGAUCUUCACAGUCAACCCCAAGGGAGAGCUGAUACAGGAGCACGCCAGGACCAACAUCUCAUCGUAUGGUCGUCUGUGUGAGGUGGUGGACCACGUCUUCCCCCUGUUGAUCAGAGGUCACGUCUCGGACUUCUCCUGCCCUGACACCUUCAGCCAGUUUACCUACUGGAGAGAACAGCUGUCCCAGAUCCACAGCCCUGAUCAGCCCCAGAUCCACAGCCCUGAUCAGCCCCAGAUCCACAGCCCUGAUCAGCCCCAGAUCCACAGCCCUGAUCAGCCCCAGAUCCACAGCCCUGACCAGCCCCUGGUGCACACCCCUGACCAGCCCCUGGUUCACACCCCUGACCAGCCCUUGGUCCACACCCCUGACCAGCCCUUGGUCCACACCCCUGACCAGCCCUUGGUCCACACCCCUGACCAGCCCCUGGUUCACACCCCUGACCAGCCCUUGGUCCACACCCCUGACCAGCCCUUGGUUCACACCUCUGACCAUCCUCUGGGCAUCAGGUGUGGAGACCCACUUCCACACCAGACCACCCCAUAAGUGACCUGUGUGCAAUCUGGGAAGGAACGAGAGAGACACUUUUAUGAUGAUGACGCCGUGCAAAUGGAAGAAGCAUGUCUCUGCUCUAAUGUCACACACACACACACACACACACACAAACACACACACACACACACACACACACACACACACACACACACACACACACACAGCAAUGCAUAAGCAGACCUUAACACACAACAUGGUUGCCAUGUGCACACUUAUGCACUAGUGGAAGUGUUCUCCGACAACAACAGGCAUGUUAGCACUGAGUGGUAUUUCUAUGUACUCACCUUUCCUAUUUAUGUUCUACUCCUCAGUGUUCUGCUCUACAAUACCUACUGUUCAUCAGGUGUAAAAGGUGCUACUUGUAUACAUACACUUGUAGUAGCUGCAACUCCGACGAGAAGCACUGAUUCAGUCAACCUGGGGGAAAUCACUGUGAAGAACAGCCCGUCAAUGACAGCUCUUUCACCCAAUUAACAUUGCCUGAUUGAUUCUAGCACUUUUAGUCUCAAAUGUGGGUACAGUCAACCGCAAUGCAUGUUCGAUUGACACUUUCAGAUCUAACGUUCACAUAAAGUGCGAAUAUAAUAAAUGUCGAACAAAGCAGGAUUAUGCUCAACAAGCGCUGGGAAUAUUAUAGCGCAUGGCGAUAAUUCAGUUCACCCGUUCGACCUCCAAACGUUUGUCAAUAUAAUCAAAAUAAAUGUUAUUUGUCACGUGCGCCGAAUUUUACCGUGAAAUGCUUACUUCCAAGCCCUUAACCAACAGUGCAGUACAAGAAAUAGAGUUAAGUAAAACAUUGAAUCAAUGUGUUUUAAAGCACGUUUCCGUUCUAGUAAGUAGCAUUCUAUAUUUGGUUUUUAUUCUUCUGGUUUUUUUGUCAUGUUCUGUGUAGAUAUGUUAGUGAUCGACUGAACUGAAACAGGUAACCGAUGCAGCUCUUCACUAUUAUUAACAAGGCACAGAGGAGGGCUGUCUCUCUCGUUGAUGCUUCUCGCCCAUAGUCAUCAAUAGUCCUUAAAUGGUCGUGUAACCAAACACCUGAGAAAAGGCUCAUGUGAAACUGACGUUACUCUGACAGUAAGCAGUGCAAGAAAACUCAGGUUGUCCGUUUCAGCAGUCGUCUUCGUUUCUCCACUCGUCACGGUUUCCACGGACCGUGACACAUAUGUUAUCAAAUCAAAUUGCAUUUGCCACCUGCGCUGAAUACAACAGGUGUAGACCUUAACUGUAAGAUCUACACCUGUUAUAUAUGGGGCGCAUGUGACAAAAACAAUUUGAUUUGAUGACCUAUCCGAUUCUCUCUGUGUGCAGUGUCAUUGUUUUGGCUAACGUUAACAGAUAAUGUUGUGCAGACAGUAGAAAACAUAUGUCCUCUGCUUUGGUUGUCCAUCAUCUUAAUCUCUGUGUGUAACUGCGAGAUGAGAGAAAUCUACAAAUGUAUGAAAUGUUUAAUUCAUUUCACAUUUUUAAGCAAGCAGCUUGUGAACGCACUUGGAUUUGGUUUUUAUUUCAUUUGAAAUAUUGUGUUUAUGUGAUCAAAUCUGAAUAGAGUUUUGAUGUUCAUUCUCUUUUGUAUAUAGUGCAACCUUUUUUAGCGAUCGAAUUCAGAAACAUUGUCAGUAAGUGGCUGGCUGCUGGACUACAGUAGUUUGACCUUAAGGCGAACAACAAUUUGCACUGACAGACUAUAGUGGCCACUGAAGCGAAACCAUUGAGAUAUUCUACAGUAAACCAAUCAACAUUCUCCUGAAUUCUAGAAUCUACUACUUAGAUACAAAGAACUUAGACACGUAGCUUCAAUUGAACUGAUGUUCCUUGUAAUUUCAGCAAUUAGAAUGCACAACAACCUUGACGGUUCUGAACCUCCUCAGAGGGUUUAAAGCACAAAGCACUGACGACAUAGUCCCUCUGUCCAUCAGAUCUCUGCUGUGAACAGAGGUGGCAGUAUGUCUCUACGGGUGGCUACCGUGGAAUGUGUAUCAACAUAUGUAUAUUGUGCAAUUGCCAAUGUUAUCCUGUAUGUAGUAUGGAUGGAUAUUCAAGACGUCCUGCAUUACCGGAAUGAAUACUAACACUGUGAUACAGUAUUUCUCUCUUUUUUUUAUUGAUCAUAUUGAUGACCACUAUAAAACCUGAUUGCAUCACUAUGAAGGAGAGAAGGUUCCCACCGUCCCUGUGUCAUAUGCCAUAUUGAUUACUUUCAAAACCUUUCCAUUCACUUUGGUUGAAUUGACUACCAGUGGGAUGGUUGAAACAUCCAUUAACAUGGUUCAGGAGAAUUGUGACAUAGCGACUAAUGUGAGAUGUUGGAUUUACCACCAACCGAAGAGGUGUGUUGGUAUUAGGAGGAUAACGGAUGGAGGGAUGAUGCAAUGGAGGCAUGUGAUGUCACUGUUGUGUUUUGUUUACGCCGCCUCUGUGUCAUUGUGCUCUGUUCUCCCUUUACUGUCACAAGAUUUGUUCCAAGUAUGUUAAAGUACUACUGUAUAUUCAGAUUAAAUGACUGUAUUCUUUCUGUGAAAGAUCUAUAUCAACAAUGAGCUUGUUACCUUACAGUAUGCCGUGGCUGUCUCUGCCCUCGUUAGUUUGUUUCUGAGAUGUACAGAGUCAAUUACUCUAGCACUGUGUCAUGUUGUAUAGGUUAACAAUCCAGUCUGACAAUAACUAUAUUGAAAAUAAGUUUCUCAAUAAAUGCAAAGUUGAUUGUUGCUGGA